AUGAGCACCGCGGAGCGCAGCAAGCGCCACAAACAGCGCAAAGUCCUGCUGAUGGGCAGGUCCGGCGCUGGCAAGUCCUCCAUGCGCUCCAUCAUCUUCCAGAAUUACGUUGCAAAGGACGUCAGGAGGCUCGGAGCGACAGUAGAUGUGGAACACAGCAACAUCAAAUUCAUGGGAAACCUCAUGUUGAACCUUUGGGAUUGUGGCGGUCAAGACUCCUUUGUCGAAUCCUACUUGACAAAUCAACGAUCACAUGUCUUCACAUCGGUUGCUGUACUGAUCUUCGUCUUCGAUAUCGCAUCGAGGGAAGCAGCUCCGGAUAUGCUCAGUUUCGCCAACACGAUCCGUGCCUUGCAGGAGUUUAGUCCGAACAGCAAGAUCUUUGUCCUCGUGCACAAGAUGGAUUUGAUUCCUUCGGACCAAAAAGCGGCCCUGUAUGCCCAAAAAGUGAAAGACAUCCGCGCCACAUGCGAGGACGAAGGCUUCACCGGCAAGCAAGUCGACAUUUGCCAAAGCUCCAUAUGGGACCAAAGUCUUUAUCGGGCAUGGACACAGGUCAUCUACUUCCUAGUGCCAAAUGCAACUGUCAUCGAGGGGAUGCUAGAGAAGCUCGCGGAGCUCCUGGACGCGCGGGAAAUGAUCCUCUACGAGCGCACCACAUGUCUAGUGGUGACGCACAUCACUCGCGGUAGCGAGGCAAAUAACCCCUACACGGACCGCUUCGAGCGGAUCAGCAGCAUCUUGAAAACGCACAAACAUUCCAUGUCCAAGCAUACGGGAAUGAUGCCUUCCGAAGUGUCGUUUGCGGAGAUGCAAAUCAAAACCGGUGCAUUCAUGUUCUUCAUCACGCGCCUGACGGAGAACACGAACUUGGCGGUGGUCAUGCCAAGUGACGAAGCAUCCUACAAUGCUGCCAGAGUCAAUGUCCAGCUCGCGAGGCGAGAAUUCGCAUAUCUCGAUAUUGUGGAGAAGAAGGGUAAACAAGAUCAUCUGAACAAUCCUGCUUAUCGCGAGAUGGCAUCGCAUCGAGAUGACGAGCGUGGUAGCGAGGACUCGGAACCCUUGCAGAAUCGCUUCCAUGAUGAAAGGUGAGGCGGCGACGACAGGGCCUGUUCGGCCUGGUGAUGAUGAUGACGGGAAGGAACGUUGUGACAGCAUCUCGAUACCGGCCCAUUGUCCGCAAAACCGGAGGUUCAUCCGAAGAGUCGACCGGAGCACUCGCGUGGGCUCCGUCGAGGCAUCUAACGCACCACGCCGCCGCAACACUACCAGUCCACUACGCGCCUGCAGUCAUUCUCUGUGCCGCAGGACCCAGAAUGUGAUCGCACGAUUACGACGUGUUGUCUGUUCCUGAACCAAAAGGUCUCGAACAAGACUGGACCAUCUUGGCAGAAGACUUCGACCAGCUGCAAGUCCGGCCCUCAUAGCGUCAAGCGGCCAGAGAUCUCGCGCGUUUCGGCAUCUCGCUAGCGACAGAUGCUGGACGGAUCUCCUUCUGCCGGGUUCUUGCAUACAACACAAUGUCUCGGCUUAAAAGCACGGCACCGUGGAUUUCCCACCAGCGUGCAUGCAUGCGCGCGACCUAGGUGCAGAGUGGAGCGGGCGUGGGGUGGAGUUUCUGAAUCUUGAGUGUCGGAUAUCGACGCGCCUAGGGAGCGUGACUCGGAUUGCUAGGGAGCGUGACGAUACACAACAUAACGCGACAAUUCAAAUAAUUCCCCGGACAAGCGAGGCGAG
Cercospora beticola is the source of this 1737-nucleotide messenger RNA. RefSeq names its product Rag GTPase GTR1 (gene GTR1). Gene Ontology annotation, biological process: cellular response to starvation; negative regulation of autophagy. Gene Ontology annotation, cellular component: nucleus; Gtr1-Gtr2 GTPase complex; fungal-type vacuole membrane. Gene Ontology annotation, molecular function: GTPase activity; GTP binding. The record is from RefSeq and is a predicted model, not a curated record. Lineage: Eukaryota; Fungi; Ascomycota; Dothideomycetes; Mycosphaerellales; Mycosphaerellaceae.